CCCACGCCCCCUCCAACUGCGCAGGUCCCCUUCAACAACCCCCGAAUCUCUGAACAGUCGAGAAUUAGGACUUUAGGUUCUGCAUGUCAUGCCUUUUCCUCGGCCCAUCAAAGAGCGGGCUACAAACGCUGUUCCCUCCCGUCUUCAAGACUACGCAAGGUACAAAUAAGUAUGACUGCCCCUAUCCCGUAAGUCUCUGUACAGAUACACUACGGAGUACCUUAUCUUUCCAUUCGCCCCUUGAGGUGAGAUGGCCAUGGACACUCCCGCACCCCAUGCAUCUACGGGGGGUUUCGACGGCUCGCUACAGCACCAAGCUCCCCCUGGAGGAAGCCCGCAAAUCAGCCUUACAAGUUACAACCCACCCCCGGCACCUGCGAAAUGAUAAAAAAAAGUCGAGACCAGAUAGCGAGAGAGCCGGCCUGUCUGUGCUUUCUUGGUGCUUUUUUAGUGGGGGUCCUACCUCCCGACUAUGGACCAGGUCCGAUCCCUGCCCAAGGCUGGGUUAUCAAAAGAGUGGCGUGUUUCCAUAUCACCUACACCGACCUCCUCAAGUUCUUAGAGCUCAGGUCACCGGAUGCUCAACCUCCACAUGAUGUUUCUUGAAUAGAAACCACGAGUUCAAAUGCUAUUGCCGAAGUUGACAAGGGAGUAAUCGGUGAUAUAGCAAAGUCAAAGUCAACAACCACUCACAAAACAG
Molecule: messenger RNA, 700 nt
Organism: Colletotrichum phormii
Lineage: Eukaryota; Fungi; Ascomycota; Sordariomycetes; Glomerellales; Glomerellaceae
Exons: 1
Coding region: 84-596 (170 amino acids)
Source: RefSeq, a predicted model, not a curated record